This is a messenger RNA of Lucilia sericata (common green bottle fly), 2498 nucleotides long. RefSeq lists its product as uncharacterized. The record is from RefSeq and is a predicted model, not a curated record. Lineage: Eukaryota; Metazoa; Arthropoda; Insecta; Diptera; Calliphoridae. The coding region runs from base 384 to 1826 and encodes 480 amino acids. The transcript is spliced from 7 exons.
GUUGACGUGUGUGUAUCGUAGAAAUUUGUUUACAACGCGCGCGCGUUUGUUGCUUAAGUCUUUUGUUUUCACUUUAAAUUUACGAGUCCAAGUGCGUAAAAUCUUAUUAACAGCUAUAAGCUGGUGUGAUUGUGUGUCACUAAAAUUUAGAUGUUUUAAAACAUUUUAUAUUAUUAAAUAAAAAUAACAAAGUUAUAAACUAACGAAAUAUAAAAUAAAAAUUUAAUUUAUAACAUAAACAAACAGCAGCAGCAGUGUACAAAUAAUAAAAAAUAUAUCACACACUGAGACCACUGAAAACCCUAAAAAGUGAAAGUGAAACUUUUAAAAGUGGCAGCAGCGGUGUUGAUGGUGGUCUUAAGAAUUUUUGGAAUGACCACAUUAUGGAGCGUUUCAUAAAAGCGAAUCUGUUUAUUAUUUGCUGCGUGGCUGCUGGUUUACUUUUGAUUGUCUAUUUGGGUGCAUUUUCAUGUGAAGUGUCAUGGAUUUUAGAAGCAAAAGGUGAUUUACCCUAUUCAGCCUACAUAUUAUGUACACAAUACUUUGUGGUGUUUGUAGCCACAACAAUACUAAUACAUGGCCUAGUAACGGGUCUAUCAUGGGGGUUAUUUGCCUGGUCGGUGGUUAUAGGUAUACUAUCAAUACCCGAAUUAAUAUUUGUCAUGAUUAUGACCACACAACAUUGGGGCCUUCAAUCCGUUCAUGGUUUAACCGAAUUAAUAGCGUAUUUAGUGCGUUUGGUUAUAAAUUGUUUUGCUUUAAUUUGCGUGAUACCAACUGGCCUAAGAUGGCGUCGUGAAUCUCAGGUUCUCACACAGCUACAAGAUUUAGCUACACGCUUGCAGCUUCAAACACCACCACCCAGUGUUCCCAUAACUAAGGCCGAUUCUCGACGUUCCAGUAAACGUUUGCAAAAUCAACAAACAGCUUUCGAAAAUGCUGGUUUUCAAAUAACCGAAGCAGCUAGUAAGGCCAGUAUUAAUGGAUCACAGCCUCAGGGUCUCAAUGCAUUCGGUUCACAAAACGAAUUCAAUGCCAGUAUGUUUGCUUUGCCAUUUUUGCAACAAUAUGCGGCACAAGGCAAUAAUGGCAAUAGAACGGGCAACAAUCGUGCUCAAUCUCUUAUGGAUCUCAGAUGUACUCUACCCGGUCUUUACAAUCCUCGUUAUGUGCUGGAAAAUAGCGAUGAAAAGAAUGGCAAAUAUUUCAAUAUAACUAUCGAUGAUUUAAAACAAAAUCUGCAGGAUACUCAAAAACAACAGCCACCUUCACUCAUAGGUUCUAGCUCAAAUGAUCCUAUUUAUUGUUCCAUCGAACCGAAACAGCCUUCCCCACCACAACAGAGAGGCCAACAGCCUCAACAAAGAGAACCCAUGGCACUGCCACCUCAUGUACAGGCGGGCAAACAGGGACCACCUACAAAAUUGGCUCGCAAUUGUAUAUCGUUGGAAAAUCUCGAUGGCAUUAAUAAAGUACAAAAUGAUUUGGCAGCCUAUGGCAAUAAUCUGCUGCAGAACUAUAAUCAACAGCAACAAUACUAUCUAGCCAUGUUGGGUUAUAUACAACAACAUCAGCAGCAAAGACCACCACAGCAGUUACCCUACAAUAGCAAUUUGAAUCUCUAUCGCAGACCGGGCAGUCAGACAAGUCUAACACCUGGUGCUCCUCUAGCAACACAAUUCCAAAGGCGUAAUUCACAGCAGUUGCAAUAUUAUGGUGGUUUUGGUUAUGCCAACUACACCAAUCCCUAUAUAACCGCCAAUAGUAAGUUAUCAUUGGGCAAUGAAUCCGAUGAUUAUCGUAAAUAUCGUGAUGUGGCCUUAUGAGUUAAACUAUAAGUAAUUUGUUUAAAGGAAACCUUCUUCCAUAUUUUAACGCUGAAAGAAUAUUAUAAUUUUAAGGUGCUACCCCAUAAAUAAGAGAGUGUAAUAUCAAGUCAUUAUUAUAUUUUAUACAAUUAUAUGCAUAAUAUUUUUAUAUUUUUGUUUAUUUGUUUAAAAACGUUUUUAUUUAUACUCAUAAUUGUGUGUUAAAUUUUGUUUAUUAAUUAAUUUUCUAAAAAAGGUCUAUAAUGAAUGAAAGAAAGAAAGAAUAAAUACUAUGCAAAAUAUUUAAAACGUUAGCCAAAGAUCAAAAACUAACUCAAGUUAAACAACCAACUAUAGUUUUAUAACAAUUGAUUUAAAAAAAAGAAAGAGAAGUAAAAAUAUACGUGAAAAAGUAUUUUUAUAAAAUUAUGUAAAGUUUAAUUGUAUUGGCUACAUACGCCUAUAAAUUGAACCUGUUAUUUAGAUGAAAUUGUAAAUUUAUUAUUAUCUAUUUUAAUGUAUCUUUUAUUUAAUAAUUUUUUUUUAUUUUUUUGUUUAAAUUCAUUUAAUACAACGAUUAUUUUAUUUAAAUUAAAUUUAAGUUUAUCUAAAGAAAACUGUUUAUGUAAAUACUCGUAAUAAUUAUUUUAAAAUAAACUUAAUUCGUUAUACGAAUUUCAAUGCACUUUU